AUGAACGUGUGCGAUACGCUGAAUGCCCGGCUGAAAACGCAGGGCGCCGAGGAUGGUAUUUCUGUGCCUACAAUCCCUCCUGGCGGCACCGCCAGUGUUCAUCUCCGGCUGUCCAUUGCCUCCCCGUCGGUGUCGCAAAAGAUACGCGGCUCGCUGACGUAUUUUGUGCAGGAGGGCGAAAACUCGAGCUCCGAGAAGCUAGACUUCAAGCUCGCCAUCCCGACCACCACCUUCCUGUCACCAGCGACUAUUGGAAAGGAAGCCUACGGCAUCCUCCUCUCCGGCGAUGAGAUCGACAUGACCGCGUCGGCGUCGUGCAGCAGCCCGUUGACUUUCAAGAAGACCGUGCAGCGCAUCACGCAACGGGCCAGGUUUUCGGUUGUGGAAGAAGUGGCUUCUGCCGCCUCCCUUUAUGCCACUACACAGACUGGCGAGCCGAUCGCGAUACUCGUCAAGAAAACGACUGACGGCCUCCAAAUCGACGGGAAAGCCGCCGACCAGCAGCUCAUCUCCAGCCUGGUCGACGAUUUGAGGGAGCUCUGCUCUCGCAAA
This is a messenger RNA of Mesorhabditis spiculigera, 552 nucleotides long. Lineage: Eukaryota; Metazoa; Nematoda; Chromadorea; Rhabditida; Rhabditidae. The record is from the annotation of a GenBank genome assembly.